AUGCUACAACAGUCAUCCCCAGAUAUUUCUAUUGCUACGUCGGAUAUAGCGGUAUAUUUUAACUGGAUUUGUAUGAAUGAGACAUUAGGCAGCGACCAUGUUGUAAUAAAAAUAAGUAUGUGCUACGAUAAUAGUUUUUCUCAAUUUAUUAAGAAAAGAAAUUAUAAGAAAGCUAACUGGCCGCUAUAUAAAAAAUAUAUAGAUAGUAAACUUUUUGACUUCAAUUUACCAGAUGAUCCGCAAUCAGCCUACGAUAUGUUUUUAAAUAUUAUAAAUGAGUCAGGCGAUAUGCAUAUACCUUAUAUAAAAUUUAAUCAAGGUCCUUUACAGCAAUUUACCUCAAAACCUUACUGGAAACCUGAACUAUCAAAGGCGAUAGCGGAGCGUCGGUUGGCGUUAAAAGUUUUUAGAAAGAAUCCUACCCCUAAUAAUUUAAUUACGCUAAAAGUUAAGAUCAGUAGUAGCCAGCGAUUGAUAAGAAAAGCUAAACGCGAGAGUUGGGUAGAUUUUUGUUCAUCUAUUAACGAAUCGUCAAAGUUGACUGACAUGUGGCGUAGAAUGAAGUGGCUUAAAGGUUAUAAAUCUCCGAGUUCACAUAUCGAUAAAACGAAUGCUUACAAUCUGCUGCAAAGUUUAACACCUGACUACGUUACUCCGAAAUCACCGAUCUUUUGUUCAUAUAAUGAACAUUUAGAGCAAACAAUAACAUUAUGUGAAUUGGAGAAAUGCAUUAAAUUAAAAGAUACGUCACCUGGACAUGAUAACAUAUCAUAUUCAAUGAUUAAAAACCUAUCUACUAGUGCGAGGGACAUACUUGUUAAUAUUAUAAUAAAAUUCUGUGUAGUGGAUAUGUUCCUUCACAAUGGCGCAAUAUACGUGUAA
Arctia plantaginis is the source of this 882-nucleotide messenger RNA. The record is from the annotation of a GenBank genome assembly. NCBI's taxonomy places the organism in Eukaryota, Metazoa, Arthropoda, Insecta, Lepidoptera, Erebidae.